Messenger RNA from Rhinopithecus roxellana (golden snub-nosed monkey), 4896 nucleotides. RefSeq names its product methyl-CpG binding domain protein 1 (gene MBD1). The coding region runs from base 442 to 2259 and encodes 605 amino acids. Gene Ontology annotation, molecular function: zinc ion binding; DNA binding. The transcript is spliced from 16 exons. Lineage: Eukaryota; Metazoa; Chordata; Mammalia; Primates; Cercopithecidae. The record is from RefSeq and is a predicted model, not a curated record.
AGCGCAUGCGCAAGCUAGAUGGUCAGCGAGUAGAGCCCCGACUGCAGGUCCCGCCUUCGAUGGGGCGCGACCUGUCGUUGAACGUCAGCACGCAGAUGCAACUGGUUUUCGGCCGGGGGGCGCGCACCCCGCUGCAGAGCGCCAGCCCGCAGGCGCGGGAGCCUCCCUAUUAAGGGCACGCGACGUCGAGGCAAUAGCACGCAGGUGCUUAGCCAGAGGCGGAGCCCGAGAAGCAGGCAGCGGAGUUCCGGUUCCGGGAGCAACGAACAGCCGCGGAGGCGACAGCUACCGCUUCAGAGGAGGCGGCCGCGGAGGAGGAAGAAGGGGAGGAGGGCGAGGCGGAAGGUGCAGGAGGGACCCUCGCCAUGGGUCCAAGGGCCUAGAGUGGCGGAAGAUACCGGCGUGGUGCCAAACUGGCUACUGCUGCUUCCUGUGGCCUCCAUGGCUGAGGACUGGCUGGACUGCCCGGCCCUGGGCCCUGGCUGGAAGCGCCGUGAAGUCUUUCGCAAGUCAGGGGCCACCUGUGGACGCUCAGACACCUAUUACCAGAGCCCCACAGGAGACAGGAUCCGAAGCAAAGUUGAGCUGACUCGAUACCUGGGCCCUGCGUGUGAUCUCACCCUCUUCGACUUCAAACAAGGCAUCUUGUGCUAUCCAGCCCCCAAGGCCCAUCCUGUGGCUGUUGCCAGCAAGAAGCGAAAGAAGCCUUCAAGGCCAGCCAAGACUCGGAAACGUCAGGUUGAACCCCAGAGUGGUGAGGUCAGGAAGGAGGCCCCAAGGGACGAGACCAAGGCUGACACUGACACAGCCCCAGCUUCAUUCCCUGCUCCUGGAUGCUGUGAGAACUGUGGAAUCAGCUUCUCAGGGGAUGGCACCCAAAGGCAGCGGCUCAAAACAUUGUGCAAAGACUGUCGAGCACAGAGAAUCGCCUUCAACCGAGAACAGAGAAUGUUUAAGCGUGUGGGCUGUGGGGAGUGUGCAGCCUGCCAGGUAACAGAAGACUGUGGGGCCUGCUCCACGUGCCUCCUGCAGCUGCCCCAUGAUGUGGCAUCGGGGCUGUUCUGCAAAUGUGAACGGAGACGCUGCCUCCGGAUUGUGGAAAGGAGCCGAGGGUGUGGAGUAUGCCGGGGCUGUCAGACCCAAGAGGACUGUGGCCGUUGCCCCAUCUGCCUUCGCCCUCCCCGCCCUGGUCUCAGGCGCCAGUGGAAAUGUGUCCAGCGACGUUGCCUACGGGGUAAACAUGCCCGCCGCAAGGGAGGCUGUGACUCCAAGAUGGCUGCCAGGAGGCGCCCCGGAGCCCAGCCACUGCCUCCACCUCCCCCAUCACAGUCCCCAGAGCCCACAGAGCCGCACCCCAGAGCCCUGGCCCCCUCGCCACCUGCCGAAUUCAUCUAUUACUGUGUAGACGAGGACGAGCUACAGCCCUACACGAACCGCCGGCAGAACCGCAAGUGCGGGGCCUGUGCAGCCUGCCUACGGCGGAUGGACUGUGGCCGCUGCGACUUCUGCUGCGACAAGCCCAAAUUCGGGGGCAGCAACCAGAAGCGCCAGAAGUGUCGUUGGCGCCAAUGCCUGCAGUUUGCCAUGAAGCGGCUGCUGCCCAGUGUCUGGUCAGAGUCUGAGGAUGGGGCAGGAUCGCCCCCACCUUACCGUCGUCGAAAGAGGCCCAGCUCUGCCCGACGUCACCAUCUUGGGCCUACCUUGAAGCCCACCUUGGCUACACGCACAGCCCAACCAGACCAUACCCAGGCUCCAACGAAGCAGGAAGCAGGUGGUGGCUUUGUGCUGCCCCCGCCUGGCACUGACCUUGUGUUUUUACGGGAGGGCGCAAGCAGUCCUGUGCAGGUGCCAGGCCCUGUUGCAGCUUCCACAGAAGCCCUGUUGCAGGAGGCCCAGUGCUCUGGCCUGAGUUGGGUUGUGGCCUUACCCCAGGUGAAGCAAGAGAAGGCGGAUACCCAGGACGAGUGGACACCAGGCACAGCUGUCCUGACUUCUCCCGUAUUGGUGCCUGGCUGCCCUAGCAAGGCAGUAGACCCAGGCCUGCCAUCUGUGAAGCAAGAGCCACCUGACCCUGAGGAGGACAAGGAGGACAACAAGGAUGACUCUGCCUCCAAAUUGCCCCCAGAGGAAGAGGCAGGAGGGGCUGGCACACCCGUGAUCACGGAGAUUUUCAGCCUGGGUGGAACCCGCUUCCGAGAUACAGCGGUCUGGUUGCCAAGGUCCAAAGACCUUAAAAAACCUGGAGCUAGAAAGCAGUAGACUGGAGGCUUCUACAGACUGUAGGAUUCAAGGUGAUAUUUGCAGACUGGCUUUAUGAGAGACAACACUGAUCUACUAGGGGCUGGACCCUAGAUUGGUUGCCAGGGCUUGUGUGUGAAUCAACCCUAGGAGGAAAAACCUACCACGAAACCAGAGGAGCAGGCCUAACAGUACUUUGAGCUUCUAGAAGAAGUAAGCGGGAAAGGAAGAGAAAGAGUAGAAAGUUGGUGCAUCUUCUCCUCCCCAAGAGCCUGAGUAUAAGAAGUUGGGUUUUAAGGGUGGGGGAGCUGGGAUGGGGAAAGGUAAUAUAAUUAAAACCACCACAAAACAACCUAAACAAGCCAUGUUCAUGAAUAAUUGUAAGUGGCUUCUGGAUGAGACCUGGCAGUGUCUCUACAUACUUCCUCAGGGAGACAGCAAUUGAAAAUGUAAUUGAAUAAAUAAGGAAAGGAACUGCUAUUUGGUGUGUUCCUCUGUGGACCCAGUUUAUUUAAUCCUUAAAAUAAUCUUUUUGGGAAGACAUUGAUUUUGCCCAUUUUUGUGAAUGGGAAAACUGAGACUCAUUAAUUUGUCCAAUGUCGAACAGCUGGUGUUAGUAGAGCCUAGAAUCAAACCCAGCUUUUAAAGCCCUUGUUCUUUAAGCCACUAAACUGUAACCUGUAAUCCUGUAUGCACUAACAGGAGUUUUCGGUGACCUUCAAAACACAGAUUACUAUAAGUACUAUAAUAAAUCCCUUACAUUCCUGUCUCUAGCAUGGUUUAGAAAGUGCCAAGACUCGAUGUAGAUGGGGUCACCUUGUCAGAGCAUCUGUUCAUACAGAAACUGGGUUUCCUGCAGACCCCAGAUGCUGCAUAGGAUUCUUCAAACCCUACGGGAUAUAUCUCCCCACUGGCUGCUGUCCAUUUUGCUUGUUACCCUGACUCCCCCUCUUCAGCUAGAGCAGUCUUUGUAACUAAAGCUGCCAGCCUGGCUCAUCUUUCCUGACAACGUGCAUCUCCUGCCCUCUGAUGACCUUUGUGCUUGGCUCCUGCCCUCAGCCCAAAUGUCUUCUAGGAGGCUGAAUAUCUGCUUCGAGUCCUGCCCAAGGGCCAGUCUUGGCUCAGCCCUACCUCACUCUUUCCAAUUCUUCAUUCGUAAAGUGCCAAAAAGAUUAGACCUGUAAUUUGUUAGCCAGCUUUACAGGGCCAGGACUGAGUGAGUGCCUCCUUAAACUUUGUAUCCUACGUGCCUCCCUUGCCUUACCCUAGUCCCAGCCCUGCAGCUUUAAGUAAUUCAGACAUGGAUGAGCCAUUUCCCAGUUCUAUCAUACAGCCUCUGCCACCUUCCCCACCCCUUCCUUUAUUCCACCCUAACUAGUUCAGCCCUAGUCAAGACUGGAUAGACUGAUACUGCUUUGUUUCCCCCAGGAACCAACCACCCAACCCCAGUAUUCUGGUAAUUUUGACAGUGAGCUAUAUGAAACUUAUUUGAUUGACAUUUAGACUCAUGAGUUAAGCUUCUGCCUACCAUGUAUGUUAGGGUACAAUCAGAAGAGCAGAACCACUAAGAUAAAGAUUAUGUAUAUAUGUACUUUAAGGGAUUUAUUAUAGAGAUCUGACUGCAUGCCAUUGUGGGAGCUGGUUAAACAGUCUCUGUAAGGCUGUUAUCUUUGCAUCUAAUGCUGGAGCUUGAAGUCUGCAGGGCAGGCACUCGGGAAGGGAAGAUGGAUGUAAAGUGUGGGAGACCGAGGACACAGUGGAGCCCACGAGCACGAGCUGGAACCCACGAGGAUGGCCCGGAACCCAUGUCAGUCUCUCACCACCUCCAGCUUCGAUGAUGUGGGUGUCCUGCAGAAGAAGCUGGUGCCCUUCCUCACAGAGUUAAAUAUGCAUCUGGCCCAGGAAUUAGAGAAGCUGAAGAGAUGAUCCUGGGGAAGGUGGAGCAGCUGCAGGCCUGGCUGCAGGCCUGACUGCUGCCCACACCAAUGAGGUGAUCCAGCAGAUACAUGACAAUAUGUGAACUGCAACAGCGCCUGGUGCCCCAGCACCAGCCUUCCAAGUGUAAAAACAAUAUGCUGCUGCUUCACUUCUGCGCUCCAGUUAUCAAGCAAAAUGUCUCUUGUGGCCCAUCUUACUGGAAGACAGUUCUGGGAAACAGCCUCACCAAGGUGACACAUUACAAAGCCGCCCUACCAUGAAUCCGCUCCCAAGGGUCUCACUACUCACCUGAGGAUAACUCAAUAUAACUUGCUGAAAAUGCAAAGCUGAAGACCAUGAAUUUCAUGGUGAUUCCAGCAAGUGCAGAGAUUCUAUGAAGCCCACCCAGAAAAAACUUGCUGGUCCUGGCUAUUUUUGUGUCAUUCAAGUAUUGAGAACCAGGCCUGUGGUAGGCACUGUACUGAAUACUAGGAUACAGAAAUGCAAAAGAUACGGCCCAUGCAAUUUUAUUAAAUGCAUCAAUAUGUAUUACAAAUGGUGAAUGGAUUUCCAACUUUAUCAUGGAAUUUAAUGCUGAAUAUAUAGAAUUCAGAAAAUUAUUGGGAGGACAGCCCUUUUGUGAACCUUGUUUGGGGCACAGUAGGAAUUGGAAAUAAUUUAGUUUCUAUCUCUAAGCUGUUCUAUUUUAAAAUUAUUUUUAAAUUUUUAUUGUCCCACUUA